Capsicum annuum is the source of this 3754-nucleotide messenger RNA. Its product is annotated as probable LRR receptor-like serine/threonine-protein kinase At1g53430. Lineage: Eukaryota; Viridiplantae; Streptophyta; Magnoliopsida; Solanales; Solanaceae. Gene Ontology annotation, molecular function: protein binding; ATP binding; protein kinase activity. The record is from RefSeq and is a predicted model, not a curated record. Gene Ontology annotation, biological process: protein phosphorylation.
CGAAUAUAUACUCCUUGCAAAUAUCUUGGCGAUUAAAGCAGCAUUAUCCACCUUUAAGAAUAAAGUUGUUUAGAAAAGUAACAACAUAAAGUAUAUAUACGUAUUUAAUUAGUUAGGAGGCAAUCAAAGUUGCUUUUUGUACUUCAAUUAUCCCUUUGGUGAUUUUUUUAUAUAUUAAAAUAAAGGAGUUGCAAUAUGACUAAAGAACAAGAAGCUAAUAAAGAUAGAGAUAAAUUAGAUAUGGGAGUAAUUGAUAAGUUCUGCAUGUCUAUAGUUUUAUUUCUUCUUUUGACAACGUCAAAUAAUUGGGCAAAUGGAGCUGAACCCCCAUCAAAGCCACCCCUUUCAAAAGAAGAAGGAGAUGUAGUCAUUGCUUUGAUUAACCUUGCAGAGGUGCCACAAAAGUUACGAAAUAGUUUAACCACCUCACAAUGCGAUCAGAAGAGUAUUUUCUGCAAAUGUAAUACAACAUCAUGUCAUGUUACUAAAAUAGACUUAUCAAACUGCGAUUUGAUUGGGACAAUACCACGAGAAGUUGGAAAUCUUGCUCAUUUAACCGAUCUGUUUUUAAAUGGAAACAAGCUUCAUGGAUCAAUCCCUACAUCACUUGUCAACCUACAAUCACUUUCUCAUUUAGAUGUUUCCGCCAACUCCUUGAGUGGGAACUUGCCACCAUUUCAGAUGAAGUCUUUACAAUACAUGUAUUUAAGCGAUAACAAGCUUGAUGGACCAGUUCCUAAAUCAUUUCUCAACCUAACAUCACUUUUGGAGCUAGAUCUUUCCGACAACUCCUUGGGUGGGAACUUGCCACCAUUUCAGAUGAAGUCCUUACAAUACAUAGAUCUAGGUAGUAAUUGUUUUAGGGGUCAAAUCCCUCAUGAAUACGGUGCUCUCCAAUCUGUAAUUGGCCUAUAUGUAGACAACAACUUACUAACUGGAAGCAUUCCACAAGAACUAGGGGAACUCUCCAAUCUUGUGACUUUAGAGGUGAAUGAUAAUAAACUCUCAGGUCACAUCCCACACCAGCUUGGGAAACUCAUACAGCUGCAGUAUCUGGACCUACGCACCAAUUAUUUCGAUGGUGAAUUGCCUCUAAGCUUCAUGCGGCUAACAAACUUAACUCAGUUUCUUGCUCAAGGCAAUAGCUUAUCUGGGAAAAUCCCUAAAUUGAUAGCCAAUUGGAAGGAACUCAAGAAUUUAUAUAUGUUAGGAAAUAAUUUUGAAGGCCCCUUGCCAAAGGAAAUAUCAUCAAUGGAAAGGCUAGAGUCCCUAAAAUUCUGCAAUGUAGUCACAAGAGGAAGAGCAUAUGAUUUUCCAGAUCUAUCGCAUAUGACUUUGUUGCGAGAAUUGACAUUGAGGAAUUUUUCACUUCGCGGUCCCAUUCCGAAUUAUAUCUGGGAGCUUCAAUCUUUACAAUAUCUGGACUUGAGUUUCAAUGAAUUAUCUGGAGAAGUGCCAAAAUCCAUUAGCACAUCUUUAACAUAUAUAUUCCUUAGGGUGAACAAGCUUAAUGGAUCAUUGCCAGGAUGGCUAAUGAAGAGGAAGAAUGCAACCUCACAUCGAUACGUGGAUGUUUCUGAAAACUUUUUUACAAAUACAACAUCAGUGUCCAAUGCUUUAUCUAAUCAGGACGUGAACACUUUUCCGGGUUGCUCGAGUAAUUUGAAAAUAAAAAAUCAAUGUGACAGUUAUUGCCAUCCUGGAAAAUAUACACAAUUAUUUAUCAACUGCGGUGGUGAGUCAGUUACUGUAGAUCACGACCACUACUAUGCUGAUCUGAACCCCAAUGGAACAUCAACCUUUUUUAUCGACGAAAGAGGAGGUUGGGGUUAUAGUAGCAUGGGCCAUACCACGACUUCUGAUAAGUCAAUGCCAUUUAUAUAUAACAAGACAUGUAAUCUUACCAUGCCUCAGGCAGUUCUUUUUGAAACAGCCCGUGUAGCCCCAGUUUCACUCAAGUAUUAUGGAUUUUGUUUCAUUAAUGGAACCUACACAGUGAAACUGCAUUUUACUGAGAUACCCUCAAGUGAAGAAGAGGACUCUCCCAUCAGACGUAGGCGAGUUUUUGAUAUUGACAUCCAGGGGAAGACUGUAAGAAAAAACUACAACAUAGAAGAAGCACAAGUUGGUGUUGAUGGGGAUAAAAUCCUGCAAUAUAAUGUUUCUAUAGAAUCCCAGCUUGUGAUUCACUUGUACUGGUCUGGUAAUGGCUCGAUCCUCUACCCGGCGAACUACGGUCCGCUCAUUUCAGCUAUUUCUGUAGUCCCAGUUCCUAAUCAGGCAAAACACCCUCAGAAACUGUCUACUGCUCUUAAGGCUGGGAUAGCAGGAUCAUCACUGGGUUUUCUUGCUCUACUUUUGCUUGUACUCUGGAAAUUGGGUUGUCUUGGUGGCAAAAGAUCAUCAAAGGAAGAACUAAAAGCAACUGAAUUGUUCCCCGGAGGAGUUUACACCUUUCAUCAAAUAAAAGCUGCCACUGAAAACUUCAAUGCUGUGAACAAAUUGGGUGAAGGAGGUUUUGGACUUGUUUAUAAGGGCCUGCUCCCUGAUGGGACUACAAUUGCAGUCAAAAAACUAUCAGCAAAAUCAAAGCAAGGAAUACAUGAGUUUGUAAAUGAAAUUGGCAUGAUUUCAGCUCUGCAACAUCCAAAUCUUGUGAAGUUAAUGGGAUGCUGUGCAGAAGACAACGAGCUCCUACUCAUUUACGAAUACAUGGAAAAUAAUAAUCUUGGCCAUGCACUUUUUGGUUCGGAGGAACUUAAAUCGAGACUAAACUGGUUGACGAGGGUGAAAAUUAUCCUCGGGAUAGCCAAACGUUUAACUUAUUUGCACGAAGAGUCCAAAUUGAAGAUUAUCCACAGGGACAUUAAGCCCACAAACAUACUCCUGGACAAGGAUUUGAAUGCAAAAAUAACUGAUUUUGGAGAUGCAAAGCUUAAUGAAGGGGAACAUACUCAUGUCAUCACACGAAUUGCUGGAACAACGGGAUAUAUGGCACCAGAAUAUGCAAUGCGGGGCUACUUAACACCAAAAGCAGAUGUUUACAGCUUUGGGGUUGUUACACUUGAAAUUGUGAGUGGGAGAAACAGUGCUAGUUACAGGCCGAGUGAUCAGACAGUUUACCUUCUUGAUUUGGCUUACGUGUUGCAUGAGCAGGGUAAUUUGAUGGAUCUAGUUGAUCCAAAACUUGGAACAGAUUAUUCUUGGACAGAAGCUCUAGCAAUGAUGUGCACUAAUCCAUCACCAACUCUCAGGCCAACCAUGUCUGAGAUAGUGAAAGUUAUUGAAGGAAAAACUAAAAUCAAGACAUCUUCAACAGUCCAUAGUUCUACAGACGAGAUUGCCUUGAAUAAGGCCGUGGCUGCACUCUCUCAGCCUUCUCAAUCUGAAAGCUAUUCUACACCAGGGCCAUCAGAAGCUACUCCCUCCUGCUCUAACAGCAAUAAUAAUAUUGCCAAUGAAAUUUGAAUCCAACAAACAUAUCCCACUCCACUUAUGAGGGGUCUCUCUCAUCAAUACAAGGCCUGCUCCCUGAUGGGACUUCUAUUAAAGACCAUCAUAUUUGUGGCAAAAAAUUAAAAAUCACCCCAAAAUAGGGCAUUUCGUGCAAGAACUUAUUUUAUUUUGUUUUCUCACCCGAUGUCCAGUAUCUGCAUUUGAGCCUGAUUAACUCCAGAUUCUUGCAAGGAAUACUUACAACUCCGCCACAACCCUUGUAUUGGUUGUGCAAAAAAACUUGUUAUUAUUGAAAGGA